GCCAGGCGUAACGUUUAUGACACGGCAGAGACUGGUGUACGUGCUUGUGUGAGUGUGUGUGUGCGCGUGUUUGUGCGAAGAGCAAGCAAGAGGCAAUAACCUCCAUCCGUUACCGGGUAAUCAACACGACUUCUGGGUCCAGCGAACACACUCUAGGAUUGGUGUAUAUCAUCCGUGUAGCAAGCCCUACGGAGAUUGAGUCGCUCCUCAAUUGGUGAAAAUAAUGAAGCUAUACUUCCUGAUAGUGUUCCUCCUGGAGAGUGGUGAAAAAAUACUAGCCUCAAAUGAGAGAUCUUACAAGAUUUGCAUGCUUCUUCCCUUCGCUUCCAAGAGUCAUAAAAACUUUAUGAUGACAUUCGGCGAGGCUCUGGGUGACCGUGGACACAAGAUAGUUAUAUUCAGCCAACAUCCGGCUACAUCCAGACACCCUAACGUCACGGAGAUACAGCAUGAAAUACCUUAUCUAAGAGGAACAUUUGCAACCCUGCAUGAAAGUAUGAAAGAUAACAUCGGCGGCUUAUCAUUGUUUCAAACUGUACUACCAUCUAUGGCCCAAAAGUUGUACAGGUCACCAUCUGCGAGGAAACUGUAUGAAAAAAGGAAAGGAUUUGACCUCAUGGUGGUGGACCACAUGUUCAAUGAGAUCGUGUAUCCGUUCCUACACGAGAUCUCCUUCAUCACUGUCGCCGUUCCCGGGAUGGAUCCCCGACAGAGUGCAGUUUUGGGAAACGUACCUAAUCCUUCAUAUGCCUCUAAUCUUCUAAGCACUUACCGCUUACCAAUGACUAUGUGGCAGCGGAUCAUGAACACCUUUAUGCACAUCUGGGUACCUUUCUUUUGGAGGAAGUGGGCUGUUGUGCCGCGAAUACAGGAGGAGAUCUCAGCGCAGUUCCCUGACCUGCCGCCGCUGCUGGACAUUGAGAGGAACCAAAGUCUGACACUGAUGAACACUCACUUCAGUAUUACCACGCCGGUGCCACUCCUGCCUUCACAGAUUGAGGUUGGGGCCAUGCAUUGCCGCCCUGCCAAGCAGCUGCCGUAUGACCUCGAAUCGUGGCUUACAGGAGCGGGAUCUGCGGGUGCCAUUUACUUCAGUCUAGGUUCAUCCGUCAACAGUGAAACCAUGCUACCUGAGUACCGCGAAGCCUUCCUGCAGGCUUUCCGCAGACUGCCGCAGCGGGUUGUAUGGAAGUACGAGGGAAAGCUAGAUGAUGUGUCUGGUAACGUCAGGAUCAGCAGCUGGCUGCCACAACAGGACAUCCUCGCUCACCACAACGUGAAGGUGUUCAUUUCCCACGGCGGCCUCCUCAGCCUUCAGGAGUCCAUCUUUCAUGAAAAGCCCCUCCUCGUCCUGCCUGUCUUCGGUGAUCAGCCCAAGAACGGCAUGCUCGUGGAAAACUUGAAUAUUGGCCGUAUGUUGGUAUGGGAGGAACUUACUACCGACAACAUCGUCGACGCUCUCACAGAUAUCAUAAACAACACAAAGUACAAACAGCAAGUGGUGAGGAUUUCUGCUUCCUUAAGGGAUCAACCAAUGACGCCACAGGAGCGUGCAGUGUUCUGGACUGAGUACGUGAUCCGCCACCAAGGGGCGCUCCAGCUAAGGUGCCCCGCCGCCCAGCUAUCCUGGGUGGAGUUCCUGAUGCUGGACGUGGUGGGUCUCCUGCUGCUGACCCUGCUGGUGCUGCUGCUUCUCAUCCGACGACUCCAGAGAGCAAUUUCUACUGUCGUUUUUAGUAGCAGCGCCAAAAAGAAAAAAGAUUAAAGUUUCGGGAAAGUCGGACUUUACUGUACAUUGUUUAAGAGAAAUAAUGAUGACUGCAGAAGACGUUGUGUGUGUGUGUGUGUGUGUGUGUGUGUGUGUGUGUGUGUGUGUGUGUGUGUGUGUGUGUGUGUGUGUGUGUGUGUAAGAAACUAUAUGUUUACUCGCCAGUAUUUUAUAUAUACAUAGUUGUCCGAUGUAACAAUGAACCACAAUUAGACAGAAUAGAUAAUGCAAUGUUAACUUCAAUUUUUUUCUCUCUAUUAUCAUUUUUCUUGUUUUCGUCUACGUAUUUCGUUAUUCUUCUUUUCUUGCUCUAUCUUCAUGUAAUAUAGGUUUACCGCAUACAUUUAUCAUACUUUA
Portunus trituberculatus (swimming crab) is the source of this 2125-nucleotide messenger RNA. Its product is annotated as UDP-glycosyltransferase UGT5-like. The coding region runs from base 224 to 1765 and encodes 513 amino acids. The transcript has 8 exons. Gene Ontology annotation, molecular function: UDP-glycosyltransferase activity. Lineage: Eukaryota; Metazoa; Arthropoda; Malacostraca; Decapoda; Portunidae. The record is from RefSeq and is a predicted model, not a curated record.